This is a messenger RNA of Podarcis muralis (Common wall lizard), 1008 nucleotides long. RefSeq names its product galanin receptor type 3-like. Gene Ontology annotation, molecular function: somatostatin receptor activity; neuropeptide binding. Lineage: Eukaryota; Metazoa; Chordata; Lepidosauria; Squamata; Lacertidae. Gene Ontology annotation, cellular component: plasma membrane; neuron projection. Gene Ontology annotation, biological process: cellular response to estradiol stimulus; neuropeptide signaling pathway. The record is from RefSeq and is a predicted model, not a curated record.
AUGGACUCCAAUUCCAGUGCAGGGAAUGGCACCAGCUCUGGCUUGAGCGACCUUUUCCUCCAUUAUGGCAGGAAUGUGUUUGCUGUCCUCUAUGUCCUCUUCUUCCUCCUGGGCAUGCCCGGAAAUGGCUUGCUGCUCUGGAUCCUUUUCCGAGGUCUCCAAAGAAAGAGCGGCAGCCACAUCUCACGCCUGACGGAGCCUCUCUUCCUCAACAUCGUGAUCCUGGACCUCCUCUUCCUCCUCUACAAUGCCCCUGUGAUGUUUGGCAACAUCCUUUUCAGGGACUGGCGCCUGGGCCGCCUGCUGUGCGUCACCAACCACAGCUUCUCCAUGUGGGUCUCAUUUGCUGCCUUCUAUAGCAUGCUGGCCAUCGCGCUGCUUCGCUAUACGGCUAUCCUCCACCCUAUGAGAGUGAUGCCCAUCUCCCAAAAGCAGAUAGUUAUCGGUUGCGGGCUAAUCUGGGUGACGUGCCUUGUAUUCUCCACUCCUCUCUGGAUUAAUUAUGAGAUCAUUCACGUGGAGGGCCAGACAUAUUGCGUGAACCAAAUGGCAUGGAAGGAAGUUAACCUUUACCUGCGGCUCCUGGGAGGGGUGGGCUUCCUGCCUCCCACAUUGCUGAUGGUUUUCUGCUACUUGAGGAUCAUCUGUACCCUCAAGGUUAGGAGGGGUCUCUCUAUGCACACAGCCUCCAGCCUGCAAGUGAACUGGCGAGCUUCAGUGAUGGCUUUGGUCACCAUGGCGACCCUGGUGGUCAUGUGGCUCCCAUAUUGGCUGGUGAUUUUCUUUAUCAAGUACGACCAGUUGCUAACCACAGCCCCUAUGUACUUGGCUUAUCACCUGACGUCUCUCCUGGCCUUCGCCAACCGCUGCAUUAACCCCAUGAUCUGCUUCUGCCUUUCUUUCCAGUUCCAGGCCAGGCUGAGGAACCUCUUUAGGCGGGUAGGAAAGGGAAUUCGUCAAGUAGGUCCUAUCCAUUUGGGUAAGAUAGAAGUGUUAGGUAGCACGUGA